Messenger RNA from Trichomycterus rosablanca, 1507 nucleotides. It is a transcript of the gene gnb5a, whose product is annotated as guanine nucleotide binding protein (G protein), beta 5a. Gene Ontology annotation, molecular function: signaling receptor complex adaptor activity; protein binding. Gene Ontology annotation, biological process: G protein-coupled dopamine receptor signaling pathway; G protein-coupled receptor signaling pathway. The record is from RefSeq and is a predicted model, not a curated record. Gene Ontology annotation, cellular component: cytoplasm; heterotrimeric G-protein complex. Lineage: Eukaryota; Metazoa; Chordata; Actinopteri; Siluriformes; Trichomycteridae. The coding region runs from base 296 to 1357 and encodes 353 amino acids. The transcript has 11 exons.
CUGGCUCUGCGUCAUGUUUGCUGUUCCAAUGAUUUAUUGGCCAGUAAGAGCAGGCUGAGGCGGGCAGGAGUAGGAAAGAGGGCAGGAACUGAUGCGGGUAUACUGGAGUGCCACUGAGGAGGAUGCUGGAUACAGGACACAGGGCAUCCUGUCGAUGACGUCACGUCAGCUGCAUCAGUCGGAGGCUGGGAUACAUAUUGGCUUUCAUAAACUCGCCCGUUUCAGCUGGAAAAUAUUCGUUCUAACGCAGUUCAUCAAAGGUGAAAAAAAAAAUCCUACAUCUCUGUAGGAAAAUAUGGCUGCCCAGGAAGUGCAGCCGAGCGAGACCAUGUCGAAGCUGAAAUCAGAGUCGGAGACGCUCAAGACGAAGCUGGAAGAGGAGCGGGCCAAACUGCACGAUGUGGAACUGCAUCAGGUGGCAGAAAGGGUGGAGGCACUUGGCCAGUUUGUAAUGAAGACGAGGAGAACACUAAAAGGCCAUGGUAAUAAAGUGCUCUGCAUGGACUGGUGUAAAGACAAAAGAAGAAUUGUGAGCUCGUCCCAGGAUGGAAAGGUGAUAGUGUGGGAUGCUUUUACAACCAACAAGGAGCAUGCAGUGACUAUGCCAUGUACAUGGGUGAUGGCCUGUGCUUAUGCGCCUUCUGGAUGUGCAGUAGCAUGCGGUGGCCUUGACAACAAGUGUUCAGUAUACCCACUAUCCCUGGAUAAGAAUGAGAACCUGGCAGCCAAGAAGAAGUCUGUGGCCAUGCACACCAAUUAUCUGUCUGCCUGCAGCUUUACCAACUCAGACAUGCAGAUCCUGACAUCGAGUGGUGAUGGAACUUGUGCGUUAUGGGAUGUGGAAAGUGGGCAGCUGCUACAGAGUUUCCAUGGUCAUGCAGCUGAUGUGCUCUGCCUGGACCUCGCCCCCUCUGAGACUGGCAAUACCUUCGUCUCUGGGGGCUGUGAUAAAAAGGCCAAUGUAUGGGAUAUGCGUACAGGACAGUGCAUCCAGUCAUUCGAGACACACGAGUCAGACAUUAACAGUGUGCGAUACUAUCCUAGUGGGGAUGCAUUUGCUUCUGGCUCAGAUGAUGCUACUUGUCGUCUGUAUGACCUGAGAGCAGACCGAGAAGUGGCAAUCUAUUCCAAGGAGAGCAUCAUAUUUGGAGCCUCCAGUGUAGACUUCUCCCUCAGUGGAAGACUACUAUUUGGUGGAUACAAUGACUACACCAUCAAUGUGUGGGAUGUUCUAAAGGGAACUCGUGUAUCUAUUUUGUUUGGACAUGAGAAUAGAGUCAGUACCCUUCGAGUUUCCCCAGAUGGGACAGCGUUCUGCUCAGGUUCCUGGGACCAUACUUUACGGGUCUGGGCUUGAGAAGUACAUUUCCGGUCGAGUGAAAUGCAUUGCCUGUUAGGUGCUGUCUGGCAUCAUCAUUGAAACAAGACUGACUAGAAGAACUGGAAGUUUAAAAUGUGGGAUUUAUAAGAAAUGCACAGUAGAAUAAAAAACAGGAUGAAAUAUUCA